Molecule: messenger RNA, 1821 nt
Organism: Nerophis lumbriciformis (worm pipefish)
Lineage: Eukaryota; Metazoa; Chordata; Actinopteri; Syngnathiformes; Syngnathidae
Gene: tepsin
Product: TEPSIN adaptor related protein complex 4 accessory protein
Cellular component (GO): trans-Golgi network membrane
Source: RefSeq, a predicted model, not a curated record
AGAAUUCUUCGUCACUGGUCACUCCGCGGGUUGUGAUUGGCUAUUUGUCACAUCAAGCCCCGCCUUCCGACUCCACUGAAAGAUGAGGAGCCCGCAGCUCGGAUUGCUAGAUCAUGGCUACAUUUAUGGAGCGGUUUGCUUUCCUCCAAAAAGUCCCAACUCUGAUGAAGGCUACAGCAGAUGAUGAGAGCCCCUGUCCUGGGUACCUUUUCCAAGAGAUUGGAAAAAUCUCCCACGAGUCCUCAGCUAAUGAUCAGUGCUUGCUGGAGUACCUUCUGGAGAGGCUGCAAGUCGAGUCCUGCCAUGUCAAACUCAAAGUGCUCAAGAUCUUCGUACAUCUGUGCGGCCAUGGCUCAAAACAUUUCCUCACUGAACUCAGGAGGAACUCCACCUUCAUUCAGCAAGCAUCAGUUUACAGUGGCCCUCCUGAUCCUAUCCACGGCCUGGCUUUAUAUCAGAAAGUGAGAAAGACAGCACAGGAAGUUGCACAGCUGCUUUUCACAGAUACAAUUUCCAUCAAAAGUGGAGUCUUCCCGCUCAACAUAUCAACCCCAACAAUGGGUAUGGGAUCGGCGGCCACACACAGGUCAGCAAUGCAGGGCUUUGGUUACAAUCCAGGUAAGAAAGGAACAUCAGGUACUGACUCCCUUUUGGAUAAGAUCCAAAAAGCUGCAGAGGUGGUGGCCAGUGCUGUCCUACCACCUAUAGAACACCAGGGCAUCCGGCUUCAUGACAACCACUACCGGGCUGUAGUGGCACCCUCAGCGCCAAUAGAAGUAGCUGUGCCAGCAUGUGCCUACAGUCUGUCUGCUCGCAAACCAAAAGGGGGGACAAAGCGAUGUCCAGGCCAGGUGGGAGGCGGAUGGGAAGAAGUUGACAGUGGCAACACGUCCUCUCACCACUCAUCCCAGGACAUUUCAACCUGUAGCCGAGCCUCCGGGGGAAGUAAAUCGGCGUGCACCGAUAGCCAAUCAGGAGCCAGUAGAGAAAGCAGUGGGGACCUAUCGGAACGGGUGGAAGCCAUGCAGCUGGGGGACUGUGGCCAGGAGAUGGCGCUCAUCAGCAAGCUGACUGAAGGAUCCAGAGUGUUUCUGUCCACUGAGGAGAGCCAGCACUUUGUCAAAAAGUGCUCCACUCUUAACUGUGAGGUUGUGGUGGAGUUGCUCUCAAGCCAGCUGCAAGAUUCCACAAACACGGUUAAGAUGAGAGCGCUGUGUGCUGUCUCCUGCCUCAUGACCACUGACCUGCUGUCCUUGGAGCAAAUAUUUGGGGCUACCCAAUGCCGGCUCUGUCAGCUCAGUGAAGGCCCUGUUGGACCUGCAGCCAACAAGGCUACUAAGAUCCUGCGACAGUUCAAGGCUUUGAUGGGUGGAGCUCACAAUGUUGCCAAACUGGAUCCAGCCAGCAGCAGCCAUACAUCACACAAUCAUGUCCCUCACCCACCAUCGUCGUUCAAUGUAAACCGCUUCUCCUCACAGGAGUUCAUAAACAAUAAGGAGAAACUUCUUCCAACAGAGCCAAAACUGGCUCUUGAUUCUGUUAGAACUGCUAAGAUGGAGGCAGCUGAAGAAGAGAGCGCACCUUGCAUGGAGUCUUUAAGCGUGCAACAAUGUGUCAGCAGACUGUCCCUCUUCACUGGUAUGAACUUGGUCACCAAGGGGAGGCCUUCGUAUGAGACUACAAUCUCCCACAUGGACAUAGACUCUGUAGAGGACAAUCAACCUGUGCACGAGUGCAACGGUCCAGAUCCUGUUGUGUCAGACAGCAGCCAACAGGCAUCAGCCUUCUUGUUUCUGAACUCUUGACAUCUAACAAGACUUU